CUCCCUCAUGUAUGCCGACAUGGUAAUUGUCAAUAAAAUGAAUUGAAUGUAUGAACAAAUUACGAACUUUAUCAGUGUCAGUCAUUGUGCGACUCAACAGGUAUCUUGGAUGAACUCCAAUAUCUACGAUAAGAGUCCCCGUGUUAUUUAUAGAUAGGAGGAAUAUACGCGUAUGCUCUGGAUGACUGACCAUGUCCCGUGUUUCGGGAGCUAACGUUUAUUUACAUAUUUGUUUACUCAAGGGAUCGGACGAAGCCGAAUUCACAUUGCACUGAUCCUCGGAACCCGUUGCUGUUUGAACAUGUGAAUAUGGCAAACAUUCCGUGUCUCAAAAAUGAACACCGAUAACCGAAAAUUCAAAGUGAUUUUAACAAGACGGUUAGCUCAACAGGUGGAUGCCAGUGAAAGCGAAGCUACCCUCACCCCCUUGCCAAGGACAGCAAAUGGCCACACUGAUGUACAGAACGGGGACACCUCCAUCGAGUGCUGCACUCUCGUCCAUCGGGAAUUGUGUUCGGACGAUGACGUCGACAACUCGUUCGGCCAACGUCUAAGAAAUGGCGCGGAUCACGACGAGGCGGUUGAUACGUCAGUUGGUGGUCGUAUCAACGACUCUGAACGUAAGGCGGUGAACCAGUUUUAUCCCUUCUCUGUCAUUGAUUUCCUUGUCAUCAAUGUGUCUGUUGUGUUCUUCUGCAUCGAUUUUAUGACGGACAUUCUGCUGGCCAAAGAUUACUAUGACGAUGGUAUGAUGUUAGAAUUUGCGUUGACGUCAUCAUUCGUUGCUGGGUCAUUUCUGGUCACUGGGAUACUGAGUUCCAUCUGGCAUGCUCAAGAGAAAAGCCGUCGAAAUAUAUGUCUGAUAAUCCUGGCAUUUCCAUUUGCCACCAUCGAGAGAAAUAUAAAAUACGCAUUCCAUGGCUGCAAAAGUAAGCUAAAGGGAAGCAAUGAAUACUAUCACUACAUUGAAAUGAUCUACACAGACCGAGACGCCAGUCUCCUAAGGAUGUUUGAUGCAUUUAUCGAGUCUGCCCCUCAACUAGUCCUACAAAUCUAUCUCAUUCUCAGAGAACAGGAGAAUCUCAAGAACUGCGAGGAUGUUGAAGUACACAGUCAUAUCCUUCGGAUGUUGACUGUCCUGUCCUCGUGGGUUUCCGUUUCCUGGUCAGUGACGGCGUACUAUCGAGCCCUGCGCGUCAGCAACGCCAUGCACAAGACCCAGCAAAAGACCGCACUAGCUGCUACCGGCUACUUCUUGUGGAGAUCUUUUGAAAUCGGACCAAGGGUACUGGCGUUAGUACUGAUGAUUCUCAUCAACCCCAUCAUAUUUGCAUUGAUUGUCGUCUUUCAUUGGUUCGCGGUUGUCACGUGGUCAUUUGCAACGAAGGCUAUGCCAUAUGAGAAACUCCACGAUAACGCCAUAUUUAUUGUACUAAUUGGAUUUGUACAGGUGUUCUCCUUUAUGAACAUCAGUCCCGGUAAAUCUCGAUACCACGCAUUGUUAUACUACACUUUCUUUUAUAUUGAAAAUAUUGUUAUACUUAUCUUAUGGAUUAUUGCCAAGAAAGAAUCUUAUUGUCCGUGGAUUUAUUACGGCGCCAUUGGCAUUGUCUCCAGUGGUAUUGUUUUUACUCUAGUUUUUAAUGCAUGUUUUUAUAAAUUGUGUCACCCUAAAACUGGGAUUUUGUAAUAAAAUAGUAAAACUUUGA
Molecule: messenger RNA, 1709 nt
Organism: Magallana angulata
Lineage: Eukaryota; Metazoa; Mollusca; Bivalvia; Ostreida; Ostreidae
Product: XK-related protein 6-like
Exons: 3
Coding region: 335-1690 (451 amino acids)
Cellular component (GO): membrane
Source: RefSeq, a predicted model, not a curated record